GCGCUGGCACCAGGACGUUCUUUCCGUUGGUUGUGUUCCCGAAAUCAUUCACAGUGGCGAUGCUUGUGGAAGGCCCCGUUGACCCCAAUAAGCUCGAGGCGGACGACGCAGACCUCCAGGAGGAACACCGGAAGGACUCUGCCCAGGAGAAGAAAUCCAAAGGAUCCCGGAUGGGAGGAGCCGCGUCGCCCUUCGCCAUGGACAACCGUGACCCCAACAACCUCAACCCGCACAUCCAGGUGCUGUGGGACGACAUAGUGGGUGAGCCCGAGGGCCUGCGGACGCCGGACGGCUGCUGGAACUGUUCCAUCAAGUGUUACGACGGAACAAGGCGCUGUUGUUACGUGCUGCUGGUGGUCCUCUUCGCCCCCUUCAUCGCCUGCUGCAACGGCUGCCAGUUCGCCUGCCUGGCCUUCAACCAAGUGUGGUGCGUGGGCCCCUGCCUGAGGCUGUGGAAGAUCAACAUGGCCACCGUGAAGAGGUUCUGGGAGACCUGGCUCUUGGCUGUCUGCAGCCCGAUCUGCGACGUGUGCGGCAUCUGCUUCUCCAAGGCCAAGGUCCGCUACCAGAAGCUGCCGGACUCGAACGACCAAGAGCCCAUCGACUACUUCACCGUCUGAGGAAGCCAACCGCCGCCCAGACUGACCAGCAGACCAAAGACUUUCCUUCGAACAAGACCUUCUACUGUAAUUGUUAUGAUUUUGUAUAUUUACAUUUUUAAUUCUCUUCACGAUUUAUCUGACCUCAAAAAUGUCUUAAUCAGUGAAAUCCAGACACAAAUUGCGUUUAAUACUUUAAGGAUAAACAACGAAAUAAUUUUCUUGAGCAUUUAAUUUUUGUCCAUCUUUACUUUGCUUUUCAAGGGUCUCUUUUUCUGUCCUUCGAAGGUAAUUCUUUUCAUAUCAAAGGUAGAAAGGAUACCUCUAUUUUUAUGAAGAAUAUAUAGUCUUAAAACUUAGUAAGGAUAGACUAGUUUUGAUAAGCUAAGCGUGAGUGCACGUACACGGUUAUUAAGUACAGAUCCAUCUCCUUUUCUUACAUCUGGAGUGGAAACUUGUUUGCAGCAGAGGGUGUUUCCAGUGGCGUAAAUUGCAUGUUCUAAUUUUCCAAUCCGGUUUGACAAGCACCAAAUAUCAAGCCUUGCUAAUUUCAACCAAAUAUAUCUUUGAUGUUACAGAAUCAUGUUUGAGUUAAUUCUAGAUAACGGUCUUCGUGUUACAUCCUAGCUCUGUAACAUGAUUGGUGUUUCUCAGCGAGUUUCACAUGUAAAUUGUCUCACACCUGGUGUGCUGCUGGUAUCGGUUGUCACAUUUUAGUUGUAAUGACAACAAGAGGGCAAGAUAUUACUUUAAGGAAAACUAUCUUUGGGGCAAAAAGAAACAGCAAGGAGGACCAAAUGCAUUUGCAAUAUGUAGCAACACAAAAGUCCUAAACAAAGACCAGUAAUCAGUACAUGAAGGGUGACCCAAUUAUGAUUUAUUUUUUAAAGCCCAAAACGUUAAAAUGAAAGCUGCAAACGUUUCGUUAUGCAGUGUCCAAGUAGUUCCUGCAAUCGUGAGCUUACAAGAUGUGACCCAGGAAGCUGAGAGGCUUCGGCUUCCUUCGCCUGCCUUCGAUUUGUGUGACUUUCCCCUUUGCUGUGAUAAAGUAGCGCGCGAACGCCGGGGCCACCGGGUGCUGAGAGGCGCACGGAGUGGUCGAAUAUCCUGCAUUAGAUUUAUGUAUGUGGAAGUUAACAGCAAGGAAAAUGUUAAGCAAGCAUGUUCGCCUGAAGCGGUUUAUGACAUGCCAUGAACCUUUAAGUCUGAGUGUUUUGUUCUGGUGUGCGUGCUCCCUCUACAAUCGAGACAUCGGCCAGAGACAACAGAACAAACCCAGUCCUUUAUAUAUGUACAAACCGCACUUUCUCCUUCUGGCCAACAGUGGAGUGUAGUGUGAUUUUAGGAAACAUAACUAAAAACGAUCAGUCCGUUGCAAUGGGAUCCCAGUGUAUGCACUGAAUUUCAAAUAUUCACGCUGGGAAGAUGGUCGCGUAGCUAGGGAGAGACGGCUGCUGAAGUGCCCUGGUGUCAAGUCAAGAUCGCCACCUUUGUGGUUAGAAAAUUGUCAUUCACCAUGUAUUCAUUUCCCCGAUAUAAUCUAUCAAGCAAAGAUGUCUUUUCGAGAACUUGCCUGACCAUGUCUCCAGGCAUUAACGUCCAGGACUUUCACAGAAUUAAUUGGCCUUCGCGCCGUCUGUCCCAGAUACGCCUCUGCCUACGAGGCAUGAGUUCAUAUUCCCAUGUCCUUUGUAUGUAUCUAUAUGUAUCUCAUUUUCUCUGCUGUUUUGGCCAUUUCUUCUAAAUUCCAAGGAUUCAUUAUGACCAAUUACAGAUAAAUUUGCAUGUACAGAUAUAACUCAGUAAGCACUGGAAUAGAACGAGAAUGUUAUCGUAAACAUAUACUGUAUUAUCAGUAUAUGAAAUGAACAAAUUUCGUGUUUUCAAGUCUAUGAAUGGUGCAUGGUGUGGGUAACAAUCAGCUUUUAUGCUGCAUUGGUAUUGUAUUUUUUAAACUACAUUUUCCUUUAAAUUUUAACAAUGCAUUUACAAUAGCCAAAUACAUAAAUAUUUACAUAAAAAGGAAAUAUUUUUGGUACAAAAUGCCAUUCUGGCGUUGUCUCUGGACUUUGUGUUGGCUGCUAGGGAUCCGUGUUUCACAGUGUUUGCAUUUUGAACACAUUUGCAUAAUAAACUGUAAACCUUGUGAAA
Penaeus vannamei (Pacific white shrimp) is the source of this 2750-nucleotide messenger RNA. Its product is annotated as caveolin-1. Gene Ontology annotation, biological process: caveola assembly. Gene Ontology annotation, molecular function: molecular adaptor activity. Lineage: Eukaryota; Metazoa; Arthropoda; Malacostraca; Decapoda; Penaeidae. Gene Ontology annotation, cellular component: caveola; plasma membrane. The record is from RefSeq and is a predicted model, not a curated record.